AUCGUUAUGCACCGCAAGAUUUACCGACUUUUCGAGUGUCGUUGACUUGGGGAGGGUUUAGGGCUUUGAGAGCUGAAGCAACAGCUCCAUUGGUCUGAAAAGAAAAAGAUGUUACCUCGAUGGAGCAGAGCUUUAACGCAUCUCUCAAAGCUACGCUCACUCAACUCCAUAGAAGUGGGGAAGGAUUUUAGUAUGAUUCGUUGCCAAAGCUAUGCAGCUGUGGCGCCUGCUUCAGCUGAUUCCCUCAACAAAUCUUUCCCUGCCAAAUCGAGGGUAAAUUUGGAUAAAAUGUUUUGGUCUAAGCCUUGUUCAUUGGCCUUGGCCCCAGACUCUCCCCUCAGAGUGGAAGACCCAAAGUAUGAGGGCAUCAAGCGUAUGAUUCUCAAGAUGAUGCUGUUCUAUAGUAAACAAAGCAAGUCCAUUCGAGGGGCAAAUGUGAUAUAUAGGCGUAUCCUUUCUCAAGUUGAUAAACCUGCCAUAUAUGAAGUAUUUAAUUUGGAGAAGACCUUCAAAAUGACAUUUUCCCUGCUUGUCCUUCAUAUGUGGCUCUGCUUACGCCGCCUGAAAGCUGAAGGAAAAGACGGUGUUGAAUUAGGACAGUACGUUUAUGAGAUCUACAAUCAUGAUGUUGAGCUUCGAGUGUCUAAAGCUGGGGUUAACUUACUUUUGACGAAAUGGAUGAAAGAAUUGGAGAAGAUAUUCUAUGGAAAUAUCGUUGCUUAUGAUGCUGCCUUGCUUCCAGAGGCUACACAGGAGGAGCUAACAGACGUUAUAUGGAGGAAUGUCUUUUCUGAUGAUGGUACGUCCAAGCUAGAUGCUGCUGCAUUGCGUACAGUCCAGGCAAUGGCAAGGUAUGUUCGUCGUGAAGUCAGUUGCCUCUCAUUAACCGAUAAAGAAGCCAUGUUUUCUGGGAACUUUAUGUUCACCUCAUUGGAGAAUAGCUCACCUGAUUCAUUGAAAAGGUAGAAAGAGGGAAGAAGCUGAAGUGAGGAUUCAAGUUUCCAAGAGUUGCUUUUAUCUUAGGCAAAAGUGAGGAAAAGAGAGGGAAAAAAAUUAGAAGAAAGAAAUAAUGGUGGCUCAUGCUAAUCUAUGCUUGUAAAUGGCUUGCUAUCACAAUUAAAGUAACUAUUUUGCCAGCUUUUAUUUAUUUCAUAUUGGAAGAAGUUGAUGGAGCAAGAAAUUGAUGUAUUCAUUUGUAGCAUUGAUUGCAAAUUAUGCAACAAAGUAUGAUUGUAAUACAGUUUAUAUUUAAUACUAAUUAUUUUUUCUAUGCCAAAUUGUAGCAGAUAUUUGUCUGUGGGUCAAAUAAAAAAAAUGGAAUUCUUGCUUUUUUGAUCUGAGAAGCUAGUACAACAUUGUAGCAGGUGACAAGAACUUCAAAGGUUAUCAUAUCUGGAGGAUGCUGAUAGGAGGGGAUGUGAGGGAUGCAAAGGAAGAAAAGUCUUGUUAGCAAUUGUGAUGAAACAGAAACGCCGAAUCAUCUUGCCACUUGAGUUGGCUCCUUUUGUUAGCUUUCUCUUAUCAGUAAUGGUAAUGGAAACGAUAAAAAAAAAAAAAACCCAACUUAAGAAGUUCCUCUUAUGCUUAAAAAUGGCUUAUUCACCUGCAGGUAUGACCUUGCCCUCCCUAGAUAAUUCCUGCAUUUUAUUGGCAACUGCCUUAACACAUCUUGCUUUAUCAAUGGAAGUGCUUAAAGUAUUCAUUGUUGGCUACUGAUCAGAAUCUAUAUCCUUGUUAGAUAACAUGGAGUGAAAGAUGCUUUUCUCAAGUUAUUGUAGCUUGCUUUGUCAAUGAUCUUGGUUGCUG
Molecule: messenger RNA, 1806 nt
Organism: Durio zibethinus
Lineage: Eukaryota; Viridiplantae; Streptophyta; Magnoliopsida; Malvales; Malvaceae
Product: ubiquinol-cytochrome C chaperone family protein
Biological process (GO): mitochondrial respiratory chain complex III assembly
Cellular component (GO): mitochondrion
Source: RefSeq, a predicted model, not a curated record